Messenger RNA from Dioscorea cayenensis subsp. rotundata (Guinea yam), 1525 nucleotides. RefSeq names its product transcription factor MYB61-like. The record is from RefSeq and is a predicted model, not a curated record. The transcript has 4 exons. Lineage: Eukaryota; Viridiplantae; Streptophyta; Magnoliopsida; Dioscoreales; Dioscoreaceae. Gene Ontology annotation, biological process: regulation of stomatal movement. The coding region runs from base 239 to 1240 and encodes 333 amino acids.
UGAACUCCAAUCAGAAUUCACACCUACUAGACUUUUGAUUGAUGGUUUGAGGCCCCCUCCCUUCCUUCCCAUCCCUUUAUCUGCUGCUUUUUGUAGCUCAUCCCUCAUCUUCAUUCUCCAUGCUCCAUUCCCUCAGCUGAGUGUGCUCUUCUCACACCAUCCUCAGCAAUUGUUUCACUGCUCUGCUCUAUUUCCUGAUCAUCUGUCUUCCUCCACUAAUCCACUUACUAUUAUUGAAAUGGGAAGACACUCCUGCUGUUACAAGCAAAAGCUAAGGAAAGGACUUUGGUCUCCAGAAGAGGAUGAGAAGCUCUUGAGGCAUAUAUCCAAAUAUGGUCAUGGCUGCUGGAGCUCUGUUCCCAAACUAGCUGGUCUUCAGCGUUGUGGGAAGAGCUGCAGAUUGAGGUGGAUAAACUACUUGAGACCUGAUUUGAAAAGAGGUGCAUUCUCACAGCAGGAGGAGAACCUCAUUAUCGAACUCCAUGCAGUCUUGGGCAACAGGUGGUCUCAGAUUGCUGCACAGUUGCCAGGAAGAACUGACAACGAAAUAAAAAACUUAUGGAACUCAUGCAUAAAGAAAAAAUUGAGGCAGAGAGGCAUUGAUCCCAAUACACAUAAACCACUCACUGAGGUGCAUGAGGCUGGAGAAGAUAAGGCCCCCCCUGACAACGUUGACCACCUUUCACCCAAGACAGCAGUUGAAUCAGCUUCUAGUUUGAUGCCAGUUAUGAACUCAACAAGUACUUCAAUGGGAUAUAUUCCCAUUGCUGCUGAUUGUGGAAGCAGCAGCAAUAGCAGCAGCAACAACAACAACAACAACAGUCAGACACUUAUCUGGUUCAACCCAGAGUUGAACAGCAACUGCAACACAAUGCUCUCCUCUACUUCCAUGGGUCUGAAGCCAAUCAUUGACCUCCAUCUAGAGAACACUAGCAGCAGUGGCAGCACCCUUCCUUACUGGGAGGCUGGUAAUCCAAGUAACAGCAGUGGAAGUACAGUAACUAAUACAAAUGGAAUUGAGUUGCAGAGCAAUGGGAAUGGUUCCUUCUUUGACAACAGUUUCUGCCAGUGGGCUGACUUAGCACCUGCUAAACAAGUUCAGAUCCAAAUUGAAGCUGAACCCGAGGACCUCAAAUGGUCAGAGUACCUCCAAGGUUCCUUUUCAGUACCAGGAGCAACCAUUCAUCGCCAACAACCACCUUUGUACAGUGACAUUAAGUCUGAGAACCACCAGCUUUGAGAUUGAUGGCUUCAAUACUUGGCACCAAAACCAGCUUUUGAACAGAUUCAGACAUAUUUAGAUACAUCAACUCUUGAUUGAACAUAUCUUCUCUGAUUCUUGAAGGUGUGAUGUGUCAUAGAAUUUUAUUUUAUUUUUUCUCUCUUUUCUUUACUAUGUUGUUGUUAUUAUUAUUAUUAUGAUGUAAAUAGGAUUCUUAUGCACUGUUGAAGCUCCAUCAACCUUUUACUUAUCUUCUUGAGAAUUGAAGGGAUGAGAAGCGCAGAAUAAAGCUUGUUUACAAUA